Penicillium subrubescens is the source of this 2589-nucleotide messenger RNA. RefSeq names its product histone deacetylase RPD3 (gene rpdA). Lineage: Eukaryota; Fungi; Ascomycota; Eurotiomycetes; Eurotiales; Aspergillaceae. The transcript has 4 exons. The record is from RefSeq and is a predicted model, not a curated record. Gene Ontology annotation, molecular function: histone deacetylase activity. The coding region runs from base 240 to 2168 and encodes 642 amino acids.
CCUUCAGCGCCAUGAGCAUGACAAUUCUAGCCUGCCGUUGAUCUAGCGUUGCCUAAAUCCUUAGGCAGUCUCUGGUAACCUGGCUUGUCUGCGUUCCUGUGCUCCCCAGCUAUAAAACCACCCCCAUCCCCCUCAUUGCUGCUUCCUUUACUCCGCAUACUUCCUCUCUACCUUCUUGAUUGAGAUCUUCCCAUACCUGCCGGCACAUCCGACCAGUCUUUCGCCUACCAACGCGCAAAAUGGCGGCUGAACCUGUUGCCAAUGGCUCCGGUGCCAACAACAAGAAGGUGGCUUACUUCUACGACUCUGAUGUGGGCAACUACGCCUACGUUUCGGGCCACCCUAUGAAGCCUCAUCGGAUUCGCAUGACCCACAGCUUGGUCAUGAACUACGGGCUGUACAAGAAGAUGGAGAUCUAUCGUGCGAAGCCGGCUUCAAAGUAUGAAAUGACCCAGUUCCACACCGAUGAAUACAUCGAUUUCCUGUCGAAAGUGACGCCAGACAACAUGGAUCAGUUCUCAAAGGAACAAAGUCGGUACAAUGUCGGUGAUGACUGCCCAGUAUUCGAUGGUCUCUUCGAAUUCUGCGGUAUCAGUGCUGGUGGCAGCAUGGAGGGUGCCGCCCGGUUGAACCGCGGAAAGUGCGACGUUGCUGUCAAUUGGGCCGGUGGUCUUCAUCACGCAAAGAAGAGUGAAGCCAGCGGUUUCUGCUACGUUAAUGAUAUCGUACUCGGUAUCCUCGAGCUGCUCCGAUUCAAGCAGCGCGUUCUCUACGUUGAUAUCGAUGUUCACCAUGGUGACGGUGUGGAAGAAGCGUUCUACACCACGGACCGCGUCAUGACCGUCUCCUUCCACAAGUACGGCGAGUACUUCCCCGGCACCGGUGAGCUUCGCGACAUCGGUGUCGGCUCGGGCAAAUACUAUGCCGUUAACUUCCCCCUGCGCGACGGUAUCAACGAUGCGUCCUACAAGAGCAUCUUCGAGCCCGUGAUCAAGAGCGUCAUGGAGUGGUACCGUCCGGAGGCGGUCGUCCUCCAGUGUGGUGGUGACAGUUUGUCCGGCGACCGUCUCGGUUGCUUCAACCUCAGUAUGCGCGGGCAUGCCAACUGCGUCAACUUCAUCAAGAGUUUCGACUUGCCGACUCUGAUUCUCGGAGGUGGUGGUUACACCAUGCGCAACGUCGCACGCACUUGGGCCUACGAAACCGGCAUCCUGGUUGGAGAUAACCUUGAAUCCGAGCUGCCCUACAAUGACUACUAUGAGUACUUCGCCCCUGAUUACGAGCUUGAUGUCCGUCCCUCGAACAUGGACAAUGCCAACACCAAGGAUUAUCUGGACAAGAUUCGCAACCAGGUUGUGGAGAAUCUCAAGCGCACAGCCUUUGCGCCGUCUGUUCAGAUGACGGAUGUUCCUCGCAAUCCGAUCCUUGACGGUAUGGAUGACGAGGCAGACGACGUUCUCGACGACCUUGAUGAAGACGAGAACAAGGACAAGCGAUUCACCCAACGUCGCUUCGACCAGUACGUUGAGAAGCCCGGUGAACUCAGCGAUAGCGAGGAUGAAGAGGUAAAUGCCGCCAAUGGUGUUCGCCGUCAGCCCGGUACUAUUCGUCGCCGAAAUCAAACCAAUUACAGGAACAUUGAUGCUGCGGACUCUGGCCUUGAUAGCGGUAUGGCUACUCCGUUGGACGCAUCCUCGAUUGCCGACAACGAGAUGGAUUCUGCCCUGGACGCAAAGAUGACAGACGUCCCAAUGACCGAGUCUGGUGCCGUUACUGGUGCCGAAGGCCAGGAUACUCCCAUGGCUGAUUCCGAGCGCAUGGCUGUGGAAGGCGAGGAUAAUGGUACCUCGGCUGCUGUGUCUCAGCAACCUUCCCCUCCCGCACUCGAUGAAGAUACCGCCAUGGAAGACGCCGUUGCGGUUGCCGAAGAGGCUGAGUUGCCAGGAGCUCUCGACACACAAGAUGAAAAGAAACGUGAAGUUUCAUCUGCCGCUGAUGAGACAAUCAAGGCGCCGCUAUCUCCCUCCGGCGCUCAACCGGUGUCAAAGGAGUCUUCCGUGCCCGCCGCAGACGCCUCUGCAACAGAGCCUGCACCAGCGACUGGCGAUUCGGAGUCAAAGCCAGCAUCUGGAGUGACUACGGAGGAGCCGACAAAGAAGGAGGAAUAAACCUCCUGUGAUACAAGACAUCAAUAUCGGGUCUAGGCGCAACGGACAAUUGGGCAGAAAGGUGUUAUCGGUUUGUCGGCAUGCACGUAUUCUGUUCGGCCAUGGAGGCAUGAUCGUGUCUCUCGUCAUACAAAUUGCGGGGAAACGUUGUUUCGGACGUCGAGGGUCAGACGAUUCUUGUCUAUUUGGUCGGAUGUGAUCAGACAGAUUUAUCAAGGUUCAUAUCCAACAUCAUCCUGGAGUACGUCGUUCUAAAUGGCUGGAAAGGGAUCGGUUUUUGUCUCUUCGAUCGAGUCUGCUCUAUUUUUCUUUUCCUUUUUUCAAUCGAUUUGACUUAUGAUUCCAUCUGUACAAGCGCGUCAAUGAAAGCUUUUAAUCCUACCUACAAUACAUGCAACGAGGAGACUACUCGAUUCGUUCA